Aspergillus ochraceoroseus IBT 24754 is the source of this 1692-nucleotide messenger RNA. Its product is annotated as EF-hand domain-containing protein. Gene Ontology annotation, molecular function: calcium ion binding. The transcript is spliced from 4 exons. The record is from RefSeq and is a predicted model, not a curated record. NCBI's taxonomy places the organism in Eukaryota, Fungi, Ascomycota, Eurotiomycetes, Eurotiales, Aspergillaceae. The coding region runs from base 443 to 1381 and encodes 312 amino acids.
AGAUGAUAAGAUGAGUAUAUGGCAAGAUCGUCUAUUCUGUGUGUAUCAGACAGACGGAUGGAUGGGAAAAUACACCACAAGAGUCAGAUCCCUCCUUUCGAAGUUACAGUCGUAGGUGAGCAUUUUCCUAUACGAUUACGAUAGGGUGCCCAAGGAGGCUCUCAUUUCAACCUUCUUGGUCACUACCGGGUGAACCGCCCCACGGCUCCGCUUCCGACGACAGAACACACAGCCUUUGGUGUUGGGCAAAAGGAGAAAUGGAAAGAGUCUGACUCCUGAAUCUCUUUCAAGACCUAAUUCCCCCUCAUUCCCUUCUUCCUCUGCUCUCCUCUCAAAUUUGCGGUGUUUCUAUUUUCCUGAAUGAAACUGCACCUUUUUUAGCUGCAUUCACCCCGAACCCCUCUAAAUUGCGCCCGCCUACGUCAGUCCGGUCCCUGCGACAAUGGCGUACAACAAGGCCUAUAAUCCGGACGCGCUCCCAGCGCACGCAGAGCCUGAACAGGUCGCCCAGAUGAUCGGUGCGAUGCAGAUAAACGCUACAAGUCAACAUAAAACACACGUUACGUCGCCAGGGGGCGUGUCUUCCCGUCCUCAUCCUACAUCCCCCCAUUCUCAGCGGCACCACCCUGCAGCGGGGUUUCCGCGCCCAGCAACAGACAAACCACUGCCUAGCGUACAUCCAAACCAACAGCGUCCUGGUGGUCUGCUCCAUCCAUCUCCCCCUCCGCAGAACUACGGCUUUGGACCCCCUCCCUCCCAGCCAGUCCGUAACCGUCCCCCCCCAUCGGCACGCCCUCCUGCGACUCCUCACCCUCCCCCAUUGGCGGUCCCCAAUGACGAUCCGCAGCAGCUGUUCCCGUUGUUCAAGGCGGCCAACUCCUCCCACUCUGGAGCCCUUACUGAACAUGAGCUAGGUUCUGCUUUGGUGAACGGGGACUUCACCUCAUUCCACCCCAAGACUGUGAAGAUGAUGAUUAGCAUGUUCGACCGCAAUAGGAGCGGGUCGAUUUCCUUUGACGAGUUCGUCUCGCUCUGGCGCUACCUGGCUGCAUGGCGCGAACUAUUCGAAAAAUUCGAUGAGGACCGCAGCGGACGUAUCAGUCUUCAGGAAUUCGAGAAGGCGCUGGUAGCGUUUGGGUACCGUCUCAGUCCACCCUUUGUGACGGUUCUCUUCACCACAUUCGAGAGCAAGGGACGGAGGGCCAACGGACAUGGCGUAGGAGCUCCGCCAAUGGGGAUGAGCUUUGAUCUGUUUGUUCAGGCAUGUAUCAGUCUUAGGCGCAUGACAGACGUGUUCAAGCGGUAUGAUGACGAUCGCGAUGGGUAUAUCACGGUGAGCUUUGAGGAAUUUCUAACGGAGAUCCUUCAGUUACAGGAUUAGAGAAUUGUUGGGAGUUAGGAGGUUUUGGGAAGUGAAAAAAAAAAGAAAAAAAAAAAGGGGGAAGAAGGGGUGUUUCUUGUAUUGCUUUGAUGUGAUGGUCUAGUACGGAGUAGAGCAUGAUAUUAUAUACCCGAAAUCAUUAAUACUAGUUACUGCAUUGUGUAUAUUUAACAGAUUGAAAGAGAGAAUACUUUGUAUGUACUCCGUACUCUGUGUGUGUGUGUGUACGGAGUAUACAUAUAUGGUUAGCAUUGUAUGAUGUAGGACGAGGUCAUGUGUUAUCUAUCCUUUCCCAAUUCAACAACCUCGAA